Messenger RNA from Nicotiana tabacum (common tobacco), 1378 nucleotides. Its product is annotated as ethylene-responsive transcription factor 5. NCBI's taxonomy places the organism in Eukaryota, Viridiplantae, Streptophyta, Magnoliopsida, Solanales, Solanaceae. Gene Ontology annotation, biological process: ethylene-activated signaling pathway; regulation of DNA-templated transcription. The record is from RefSeq and is a predicted model, not a curated record. Gene Ontology annotation, molecular function: DNA-binding transcription factor activity; DNA binding.
CAUAUGAUGCUUCGUUUCUCCAUCCCCGAAGGCUCCUAUGAAACCUCUUCUCAUCUCAAAUUUCUGACCUUUAUAACAAUCCUCCCCACACUCUCCUUUUCCACUCAACCCAAUAUUCUCCGCCUUUGAAUUCUUUCAAUAGCUGAAAUUAGAUUCUCCAACUCUUCCCCUCGUUUUGAUUAGAAGAUCAAAAAUGGCAUCACCACAAGAGAAUAGCACUACACUUGAUUUGAUUAGGCAGCAUCUUCUUGAUGAUAAUGUUUUCUUGGAACAUUACUGCUCCGAAACCGAAACUACCACCCUAAUUUAUUCCCAAAGCUCCUCGUCUUCUGAAUCUCUGGACCAAAGUUUCUCUUUUGAACCAACCCUCAACUAUGCCACCACAGCACAAAGUUCCAAUCUUGAAGUCUCAACUUUCUUUAAUAAUUCAAAAACAGAGUUUGAUAGCUUCGAGUUUGGGACAAUACCAAAUGUGUCAGCCGCUCGUUCGAGUUCUCUAAAGCAAACGAGCUUUAAAGAACGCAAGCCUUCUCUGAACAUUGCAAUACCAGUGAAGCAGGAGGUUGUUCAGAAAGUGGAACUAGCUCCAACCGAGAAGAAGCAUUACAGAGGAGUUAGGCAAAGGCCGUGGGGAAAGUUCGCGGCGGAAAUUCGUGACCCGAACCGAAAGGGGACUCGGGUUUGGCUAGGAACAUUUGACACUGCCAUAGAGGCGGCCAAGGCAUAUGACAGGGCGGCGUAUAAACUUAGAGGCAGCAAAGCUAUAGUGAAUUUCCCUCUCGAAGUUGCAAACUUUAAGCAAGAAUUUAAUAAUGAGAUUCGGCCAUUGGUGAACUCAAGCAGGAAAAGGGUGAGAGAAACAGUGAAUGAGGAGCAACUAGUUAUCAAUAAGGAAAUGAAAAUAGAAGAAGAAAGAGUCCCGACGGCUCCACUAACGCCGUCAAGUUGGUCGGCGAUUUGGGACAGUGGAGACGGAAAGGGAAUUUUUGAGGUGCCGCCGCUAUCACCAUUUGGAGCCUAUUCUCAGCUUGUGAUGAUAUGAUCAGAUAAGGAAUGAUGAUAUAGAUUGAGGUGUUAGUAUUUGGUAGAUGAAGAAUAAAAUAUUGCACCUGACUGUAAGAAGUCUGUGGUGAUUAAUUUCUCACCAAAAAAAAAAAAAAAAAAAAAAAAAAAGAAAUAUGGGGGAAAAGCUACGGGAAUUAGUAUUCAAAUGGUGAUAAUGAAGAUGGUGGGCGUCUGGUCUCCUCCUUAAUUCUUUUGAUUAAAUUGUUGUUGUUUAUGUAAAAACGUCAGUCAAAAAUCUGUUUGAUUGUUUAUUCAUUUCUAAGAACUACAAUUAUGAAAGCGUUGUUAUAAACUAUGUAUUUAGACUCAAAAA